Molecule: messenger RNA, 3172 nt
Organism: Syngnathus acus (greater pipefish)
Lineage: Eukaryota; Metazoa; Chordata; Actinopteri; Syngnathiformes; Syngnathidae
Product: twist-related protein 2-like
Exons: 2
Coding region: 361-990 (209 amino acids)
Biological process (GO): developmental process; regulation of transcription by RNA polymerase II
Molecular function (GO): protein dimerization activity; DNA-binding transcription factor activity, RNA polymerase II-specific; RNA polymerase II transcription regulatory region sequence-specific DNA binding
Source: RefSeq, a predicted model, not a curated record
GGGUUCCUGUUGUACCGAGCCUUAAAAAAAAAUAGACUUGCACACCAAUCAGUGAUUCCGAUGGGCGGACCGCCGAAAGCGUCUAGGUCCCCUCCCUUUUUUAAAAGUCAGAUUCAAGUUUCUGUUGGAUCACAUGCAGCUCGAGGAGCAGCGGGACACGACGACCAAUGUGGUGAUUACUGGCUGCCUUGCGGGGAAUGUGGAUGAAGAAGCGUGGUGAUAAAAGGAUAGUUGAAUGUUGCGUUCUCGCCCUUUGUGACAAAGAAAAAGAUUCAGCAGUUCCUAAAAAUCAAUCUGAGAAGAAGAGACUUAACAAGAGGACUUGAAAGUAGCCGUCAAGGAAAGAAGUGUUACUUGAGUAUGAGAGACGAGGAGCAGACUGGCGCAGAUCAUCUGGUGGGAGCCGUGGUUUCCAGUGAGGAGAACAUCGGGAAAGCUCCAUCAAAUGCAUGUCCUGUCCUCGUGGCAACGCCUGCAUUCCGCAGGCGGAAACGCCACACAGCCUCACCUGAGGCGGGCGUCGCCACUGCCGUGGCAUCAACCGACAACAAGCCGGAAGACGACAUCCGCAUCGAUACUCUGACUGGACUGAAAAAACUCAAAAGGAGUCCGCAACAUCUGCCCGCUUCUUCGGGGACAUCCCUUUCCCCGGUUCCUGGUCCAAGUCCUGGUGGGUUGUCGCCCCUGGAGGACCCACAUGGCCAACGUGUGAUCGCCAACAUCCGAGAGCGCCAGCGAACGCAAUCCCUGAAUGAAGCCUUCGCCUCCUUACGUAAAAUAAUCCCAACGCUCCCUUCAGACAAACUGAGUAAGAUCCAGACCCUUAAAUUGGCGUCGCGCUACAUUGACUUCCUGUACCAGGUUCUACAGAGCGACGAGAUCGAUUCAAAGCUGAGUGGCUGUAACUACCUGGCCCAUGAGAGACUAAGCUAUGCCUUCUCUGUCUGGAGGAUGGAGGGGGCCUGGACCACUAUGUCUGCCAGUCACUAGCCUCGUCUUCGACAAAACAAUGUUCUCACUCGAUUUCAAAUGGAUCGCCCGUUUGACCCACAAGUCACUGGUUACAUCAUUGCUUUGGCUCGAUGAUGAGGCAAAGACUAUGACUCUUAAUGAGAACAUUUGCUUGAAACAUCCACUUUUCUAGUUUGUUGAGUAUAAGAUAUUGAUUCAUCCCGGGGGCUUUUGUUUUUGUUGUUGCCUUCAAACAAGGAUGCUAAAUUCCAAUCUUUCUGACAAUCCUCCAAAAUGAUGUCUCUCAUGACUAAGCCUGGGCCCUGGAACUGAAGUUUCAUCCCUCGUUCUACGUUCAUCCUGAGCACUGCAACAUCACCACCAUCACCGUAGCUGCUCGGAAAAGGAAUUGUCUGUUGCGCAACACCCUUUCUGCGAUUCCUGCUAUGUGGACCUUGGCUUGCCAAUUUCAGGCAUGAGAGGACCGUCUGUCUUAUUGAGAACAUGGAUCUAUAAAGAAUUGGAGAAUGUGCAGUUAAAACUAGAUUUUGGACAGAGAUGACAAAACAGGAUCUGUAUUAAAGAGGCAUUUUGCUUUCAUAUUUGCACAUCGGCACGUACGGUACGUUAUUCAAAAUCUAAGUGUUCUGCCAAUAAAGUUCAUUUCAUGGCUUAUUUUGUUACAGCCGUGGUGGUGAUGUUGCAACUAGCAUUAAUCCAGGCACCCCGCCCUUUUUGUCUCCAGCCUCUUGUUAAAUGCUGUCUCACAGUCCCCCCCCCCCCCUUUUCUGUUAAUGAGGUCUGCACGCCUUCCUUUGCCUGGUCAGUCAGGAACAAUUAAUACUGCCAAAAUAACGCUCUUUAAUACGCAAUUAAAAGGCACCAGAGGUAUUUAUAACUUGUUUGGGCCUUUUUGAGUUGCUUUUAAAAGACAAAGACAGUUCAGUUUCCACAAAUUCUAAGGUACAUGCUCAAACUGAGUAAUUCACAAUGGUAUCUUUCAAUGGUUUAUCAAAUGGGCACUUGCUGAGGUAGAAAACAAUCAAACUAACUUAUGAUUUGUAUUACAAAUGAAUGAGGCAUGAGGCAGCUAAGUGGACAAGCAAGUUGCCUCACGGUACUAAGGUUUGGGUUCAAAUCUUGGCUCCAACUUUCCUAUGUGCGGUUCGCAUCCUGUCUCCAUUCUUGUGUGGGUUUUCUUUGGCUUCCCCUGCCAAAUCUACAAAUGACAAGAACUGCCUGAAACGCUUCAGACUCAAACUAUCUAACACCAAUAACUAAUUUCCCAAAUAAUAAUAAAGAAAAACAUAAAAGAGCAAGACAAAACACUUUAGCUUUGCGUUAUUAAUCAGUUGAUCAUUGUAUGCAGCUUUACAGUCUGAAAAAAACAAGUUCUUCGUUUUCAAUAAGUAUUUCUUUUUAAUCAGGAGGAAAAGACAAAAGUACAAAAUAGAAAAUCUUUCUAUACAUACAUAUGGUAAGAAAUUGGACGAAAACACAACACAUACAGUAUAGGUCAUUAGGAAAGGAUAGCAUAAAAUCCAAUUCAACAGUAUGACUGCAAGUCCAGUUAGUUAAACAGUUACCAAUACGCAUAAACCUACUAAAUGCAACAAGGCACGUAGCUGAUGUGUAUUUUGGUCUUGGAAGAUUCUAUUUACAGUGUAUUUCUUAUAAGAAGAGUACACGUGACAUCAGCAAAAGAGGCAGUUAAGAAGAAGGGAGGCUAUUUUGGCCUCUGCAUAAGACAACAUCCACUGAUAACAGAUCACACAACGGUACUGCAAUUACAGUACGUACACACACACACGCGCAGACACACACACGCAGACACAUUUACUUCAUGAACACCACAAGCUGUGGAAGAGCCACUAAAACAACACAGUCGUUCGUUCAUAACAGGGCUGGCGAACGUAAGGCCCGUGAGAGCAUUUUAUCCCACCGUGGAAUUGUCAAAACAAAUUAAACCUCAGAUGAAGUGAAACCAAUAAAAGCUCGUAAUAAAAUACCGUAUAAUAAUCAAUAUGUUUGGUCAUUGCAUUAAGUUCUUUUCAUGAACUUUGAAGACUAAAAGGAACCCUAGUAGGAAAAAGUACUGCCUUGGGCUGAAUUUACAUUGCAGAAUUCAAGUGACACAUUUUCAAAAAAAUGCAUGGAAUUGGAGAUCUGAAAUUUGGAAUUAGGCCUCUUCCAAAUGUGAAUACAAAUCUGAUAUGAGUUU